Messenger RNA from Lathyrus sativus (Indian pea), 813 nucleotides. The record is from the annotation of a GenBank genome assembly. NCBI's taxonomy places the organism in Eukaryota, Viridiplantae, Streptophyta, Magnoliopsida, Fabales, Fabaceae.
AUGAGAGAAGAAUCUCGUGUUGGUGUCGGACUAGCUGAGCCUCAUCGAAUCACAUGGUACGGUGAAGAAUAUUUUGAACCCACUAAAAGAAAUCAGGCAUCUCAUACUAGAGUAAGCAAUAAUGCUUCCUGGUCUAAAGUUCAUCGAAGCUCAAAUGAAAUUCUUUCUCCAUCCAUUAAUAAGGAAAGAGAUGUCGGAAAGUCAAAUGAAGUCAUUCCCAAUGGUUAUCUGAAUGCUGAUGGGCCAGUACAUACUUCUAUUCCACUGAAGGAAAAAAAUAUGACAUCUGUGAAUAUAUUGGCAAAACCCCUCAAUCUUAUGAAAGAUAGUGGAUGGGAUAUGCAUGCUAAUAACAAGGGUGAUGAUGAACUUGCAUUCUCCAUGCUGAACCGAAAUUUGCCUAUCUAUAUGAUUUGUCCUCACUGCAGGCGUUCUAGGAAUAAGAAAGAUAUAGCAGAUGUUAAGUUUGAUAGCGGUAUCUCACAGCUUAAAAGGAUUUUUAUGGUCACACCAACAUUUCCUGUAAUACUAGCCACAUGCCCUGUUGUGCAAUUUGAGGCAUCAUGCCUGCCUUCAUCAGUUCCAGAUCGUGAACGGAAAUUGCAGUUUAGCCUUGGAUGUCAAGUGAUCUUGCCACCAGAUAGCUUCCUUACCCUUAAAUUACCAUUUGUUUAUGGUGUGCAGCUUGAAGAUGGAAACAAGCAUCCUCUUAAACCCUUUGAACAACAGCCAGAAAUGACUGCCUGGAUAACCAAGGGCACAGUACUGCAAAUCUUGUCCAAAGGGAGCAGUGAUGAGGGAUAUCAAACAUAG